This is a messenger RNA of Dermacentor silvarum, 878 nucleotides long. RefSeq lists its product as uncharacterized. Lineage: Eukaryota; Metazoa; Arthropoda; Arachnida; Ixodida; Ixodidae. Bases 21 to 578 code for a protein of 185 amino acids. The transcript has 4 exons. The record is from RefSeq and is a predicted model, not a curated record.
UUAAACGCAGAUAUUUUAUUAUGCUCCUGAAGACAGAUGGUUGGGCUGGACGCAGGGAACGGUACGAACAAAUUAUACGCCGCGUAUACUUCAGUGGAGCAGUGUCACGCCCGUCGACCUGUUAUUAUAAAACUAUCAUGAUGCUCUGCUCCGUCACACUGCUUGCCUUGACACUAGCGCACAGAGCGACGGCCGCGAUGAAGUCGGAGGCCGAACUUUUGGAAAAGAAUGGCUGGAAGGAAAUGGAUGCCAAGGGGAAUCCUUUGUAUAAAACACUGGCUGAGAAAGCUGCUUUGAACUUUACCAAACAUAUAGAUUUUUACCAGGUGUUGAACGAGGUGACAUCCGUGAACAAAAAGGCUAUGAAGCACAGAAUUGAGUUUACUUACUCGCCUACACCAUGCAGCGUUAAAGAAGCGUUUGAUGCCGCAAAAUGCAAACCAGUCACACCCAAGGCUUCCGGCGAAUGCACUUCAAUGUUCACAGCGAAGGACAACAAACCAGAAAAUGCUGUGCUCGAUUGGGUGCACUGCAAUGAUUUCAUGGCGCCAAAGCGCCGUCGCUAUCCUGACAACUGAGAAAAUUGAACAUUCCUAGGUAGUGCAUUCAACGGCUAUGCGCAAAGCCCACAUAAGCAGUGUCUCGCGCCUUGAAAGUGCGGUAAACAUGACGUAUUCGUUUUCUUUUUCAGGAUAGUAUGAGCAUGUUAGGCAAAUAAAUACUAGCGAAAUCACUGUGUAAUGUCGUCAAAUUUGGAUCACAACCAAAUCACCUAAUUGCAGUAAAAAAAGUAUUUAGUGUUUGACGGUCAGAGACCAAUUGUGAGAACGCGGUAACCAGAAUAAAUCGCAUUUGCACUAUACAUGUUUGAAUUGUGA